UAAUUCAAUGUAUUAAUGAAUUUGAUUUUUAUUAAAAUAUUCUCUUUUCGUUAAACAUGGAGUCAACAAAAUCAAUAUUCUCGCAAGACGGCGUAGGCAGCAAAGAGAGCAAAUUUAGCGGAUGUGACAGUCCAACAUCAAUACGAAAUAAAGAUGUUGAAGGGUACUUGAGACCCGCUAGAAGCAUUUUAUCCAAUGGGCCAGUUUUUGAAUGUCAAAACUCCCACCCAUUGGAUAUCAUGAGAAAGAUCGCACAGUAUAAGCGCAGCCAUGGACUUCUAGGUUCUCACUUUACUGAAGACCAGACAAUUGAUCUUAUCCAUGAUUUACCGUUUUUCAACGAACCUGAUAUUGUCCAAAAGAACAAAGAGCUAAUCAAUGAAUCUUUAUGGAGUAAUGUAGCUGAUUUUAUCCUCCAUUCUAAAACAGGAGAGAUAAAAUAACUACAUGGAUGACAGGAAUGGGAUCGAAAAUCUUCCCUUCGUGUUCAAGAAAAUUGAUUCCAACUUCAAGAUGAGGAACACCAUUAGAAAAAGCAGAAGAAUUGGGUUCAAUAAUGAAUCAACUAUGUUAUUUUCCCCCUUAAAAAGUAUUCAUAAAUCUUCAAGUAAACUUUCAAGAAUAAUUGAGCCACUGCUAUUGAAAAAGGAGUCUUCAAAGAGUAUUUUUGCUAGGAAUUCUUCCCAGGUGACUAAACCAAAUCAACAAAGAUGGAAGAAAGCACAAACAAAAGGAGCAAAAAGUCGUUGUUACCAGACUAUAACAUCCAGAAAACCUGGGAGUAGCACUUCAAUGCAAAAAUUUAGGGAGAACUUGCCGGAUACAUUAGCUUUCAAGAGGAAGCAUGCCAACUGAAGAAUGUUUAGCGUAGAGCCUGAGAAAUGAAGUGAAGAAGAAAAGUCUUUUUCUGAUGACUCCUCUGAAUCAAGAAGAAUAAUUGAAGACAAACCAAAUUCUACCACUAAAGGUCCGAAAAAGAAAUAAAGUAAAUAAGCUAGUGAAGAGGAGGAAAGCAAAUACACUAGGUACAGCAAGGACGAAUUUUCAGAGAAAUAAGCCAUUGAGGGAGCGAGCAUUUGGAGUUUCCAAGAAAUCCGUAACUCUAAUGAAUGAAGAAUUUUUAUGAUCAUCUCCUCCAAGACCAACUGCUACAGCUUUAAUGAGGAAAAGAGUGAGAGCGGUCUCUCCUAAAGUAGUUAUCAACAAAUACAAAAUACUCAGGAAGAUUAAGCAUAUUGAGCAAAAUGGUAGCCCAUUUGCAAAGCCUUUAGCUUAAUAAAAUCUAAAUUCACGAUUCUUUUAUAUUGUUAUAUAAAAUAAUGCACC
Molecule: messenger RNA, 1326 nt
Organism: Moneuplotes crassus
Lineage: Eukaryota; Ciliophora; Spirotrichea; Euplotida; Euplotidae
Source: the annotation of a GenBank genome assembly